This is a messenger RNA of Pararge aegeria (speckled wood butterfly), 1584 nucleotides long. Its product is annotated as tetraspanin-7-like. Gene Ontology annotation, cellular component: membrane. NCBI's taxonomy places the organism in Eukaryota, Metazoa, Arthropoda, Insecta, Lepidoptera, Nymphalidae. The transcript has 5 exons. The record is from RefSeq and is a predicted model, not a curated record. Bases 96 to 809 code for a protein of 237 amino acids.
AUAAGCAUUCAUUCCCUACUCCAGCUUUCCGAGCCAAACAUGUUGCUCACUAAAACUGUCAUUCAAACAAAAAUAAAAUAGAUACAAACACCACAAUGGGCAACCAAUUUAAUAAUGUAGCUGUAAUAGCUUGCCUGAAGACCCUGCUUUUCGUUUUCAACAUUGUGUUCUGGCUGACGGGGCUUCUCAUCCUAGUUGGGGGCCUGUGGGCGGAGUUCGACCUUUAUAAGUAUAUGGAGUUGUCCCCAGAGUUCUCUGGGACCGCCCCGCUUGUGAUCAUUGGCAUCGCAAGUCUGAUAGUGCUCAUCAGUUCCAUCGCAUUCUCAUGCAUCAUUAAAGGACAACCUGUGCUGCUAUAUAUUUAUGGUGGAUUUCUGGUCUGCAUUUUUAUGAUGGAUGCGGGAGUUGGCGCUUCGGCGAUUUGUUACCGGGACACCUUUGCAAGAGGUCUACACGACGGGCUCACGAAAACGAUCAUAUCGUACAAUCCACAAAAGGCUAACUUUGACUUUGCUCAAUCGGCGUUGCAAUGCUGUGGGGUCUCCAACUAUACGGAUUGGAUGCGCCUGUCUCCCCAGCGUGUUAUCCCGAUCUCUUGCUGUCUGGAUAAAACUCGCUGUGUUACGGCUAACUACAGCGACGUUUUUCAAAGGGGAUGCUACGAGGUAUUAACGGAGUAUCUCACAAACAAUUUGAAUAUCCUGUUCGGAAUGGCUAUUGGAACAGCGCUCUUGCCUUUAAUGGGUGCUUUGUUGUCCUGUUCACUCGCCAGGUACAUUGAAAAAUCCAAGUAUGACGUUAUCAAUUGAAACCUACGCUCAACUAACGGAUAAAUUGAAUAUCGACUUUGAAUUUCAGGACCGAAUACUUAAUCAUUUAGACAGUUUUAAUCUAUUCAAAUACAUGUAAUUUACCGCCUUUUUGAACAUGUUAAAUCGUCUUCAUUGAAUUUCUUUAUAGGUACUAGGAUCCGGAUUUUGAUAACAAAUCUUGAGAAGGCUAGUCGUGAAUUGAACAGUAAUUAUUUUUAACCAGUUUUAAGACUCUCCAUAAUUAGUUACCAAUCGGUCAUGCAAAAUUUUUAAAAAGUUUUAAAACCUACUUCGUAACAACUUCCUGAUGACUACUAAUAAUAACUUACCUACCUCCGAUAAUAAAAAUAUAUAAUUUGCAACAGAGAUUUGCGGAGGUUAGUAGCAAUAAUACGGUCAGGAUAAUUUAACAAGUAACUUCGUUCUUUGUAGUUCCUAUAAUUUUUUUUUUUUUAAUUUUCACCUAAUAAAGAAAAGCCGCCGGCCGGACGACUGCGCUAGCACAGGCUACAGCCGCCUCUUUCGCCGCAGACUUACUCAAGCUAUUCAAUUUACGGCUAACCGUUUUGUAUAGCAAUUGUAUCAAUGUUUAACUUCUUCUUCUUAGGGUGCCGUCUCCUUACGAAGGUUGGCAAUCAUUAGGGCUAUCUCUACCUUGGAUGUACAAUGUUUAACUAUUACGUACUUAAUAUUAAUGUUUGUUACUGAACUUUAUAUUCUAUUACCUUCUUGAAAACUUGUCAAUUUUUCAUUGUAAAAAUUAAUAUUUAAG